Messenger RNA from Peromyscus leucopus (white-footed mouse), 2025 nucleotides. RefSeq names its product distal membrane arm assembly complex 2 like (gene Dmac2l). The record is from RefSeq and is a predicted model, not a curated record. The coding region runs from base 84 to 686 and encodes 200 amino acids. The transcript has 5 exons. NCBI's taxonomy places the organism in Eukaryota, Metazoa, Chordata, Mammalia, Rodentia, Cricetidae.
GGCUGGCCAAUGGGCGGACGCGGCGGAGGGAAAAGCCAGAGGGCGAAGGGCCGGCCAGACGCAGGGACGCGGCGCGUCAUCAAAUGCUGAUGUUUGGAAACAUUUCGAGGCAGCUCUGCAGCUUAAAGAAAAGCCCACGGUCAUGUGACUCCAGAUACUUCUGGGAAUGGUUGAAUACAGUGUUUAACAAAGUAGACUAUGAACGCAUCAGGGAUGUUGGCCCUGACAGGGCAGCAUCUGAGUGGCUCCUUCGGUGUGGGGCCAAAGUACGCUACCGUGGCCACCAGAAGUGGCUACAGGAUUACAACCACAUCCCAGGAAGCUCUGAGGGCAGAUACAAGAUUCAAGCAAUUGAUGCCACCGAUUCUUGUAUCAUGGAUAUUGGACUGGAUCACAUGGAGGGCCUAGAGCAUGUUGAAAAAAUCAUACUAUGCAAGUGUCAUUAUGUUGAAGAUAGCUGUUUGCAGAGGCUUAGUCAACUUGAAAAAUUACGGAAAAGCCUGUUGGAAAUGGAGAUCAUCGCCUGUGGGAAUGUCACAGACAACGGCAUCAUUGCUUUACGACAUUUUAGGAACCUCAGGUAUUUGUACUUAAGUGAUCUUCCUGGAGUCAAAGAUAAAGAAAAUCUUGUCCAAGUCUUUCAAACAGCACUACCUUCUCUAGAACUAAAAUUAAAUCUGAAGUAAAAUACGUGUCUGAUUUCAGUACAAAGGGUCACUUGAAAUUGCUCAUACUAAAUAGCUACACAUACUACAUAAUCACCAAUAGAACUAAGGAGGUGUUUUAAUAAUGGAGAAGUAGAGAAUAAUAUUUAAAAGUGGCUCACUAAAGUUACUUAGUUGGAAGUGAGAAAUUAUGUACAUUGAAUCACUUUUAAAAAUAUGACAUAACAUUUUAAUUCUAAUGUCUUCCUCAUUGGCAUGUAUACUGUAUGUAUUGCUUGGUGUAGAUAUUGACAUAGAGAUCUUUAAAGUGCAUCGCAAAUAUUCUUUUUUGUAUUACAAUAAUUUAUAUCUUUAAAGGCCCUGAGGCAUGUUGCUGUAAGUACCCAAUUAUGUCCAGGCGGUGGUGGCACACGCCUUUAAUCCCAGUACUCGGGAGGCGGAGGCAGGCGGAUCUCUGUGAGUUCGAGGCCAGCCUGGGCUACCAAGUGAGUUCCAGGAAAGGCGCAAAGCUACACAGAGAAACCCCGUCUCAAAAAACCAAAAAAAAAACGAUUAUGAAGAACUGAAAGCUCAGUUACAGAUUCAGUGAUGGAGUUGGCUGUGCACAGUUGUGGGUGGUGUUGAGAACAGCACGCUGUAUUACUUCCCGGGAUUUGCACACGUUGCUCAAACUCCUGCAUUUCUGUGUUCCUAAUAGGACAUACUUUUUAAAAAUACCCUUUCUCAGAAUGAAGAGUGCUGGUUAAUUCAUCCUACUUCUAAGCUUGGGCGACUGCUGGAUAGAACUGAACACAGGUUCUCGUCUGUACCCAACUAGUUUUGCUGGUAAAACAAAGCAGGAACCAGGCUGUCCUUACUCCCUAUCUACUUCAAACUGAGUGUUAGUGUGCUGAUUAAAAAGCUAAAUGUUGCUGUCCCUCAAAUAUUUUGAAUGUUACCUCCUAUGAACUCAAGGGACAUAAAAAUAUAAACAUGAAAAUGAAUUUUAUAUCUAGAAAACACUAAUAAAGAAUGUCAUAAGGGGAUAAAAACUAGUCUUUAAUUUUUUACCUGAAAUAGCUGUAAUUCCAUCAUUGUUUGUUCUAUGCUGAUUCAUAUGUAGGUCUCUGUAUACAUGGUUGGUUAUCAGGUUGCUGAAUAUGAAUUUGACUAGGAAUGACCUUCUGCAGUGCAGCUCUCAGGCGGAAAAGGGAACUCCAGCUGUUUUUAGAACUCUGCUUAUUAAAAAAAAAAAAAAAAAAAAAAAAAAAAAAAAAAAAAAAAAAAACACCCUAAUUCAUGGAAAAAUGCAAAAUGCAUAUAUCACUGUCAUUUGCAAGUCAGAAAAUAGUAAAUAAAAACAAAGACAAGGUAGAAGACA